Messenger RNA from Taeniopygia guttata (zebra finch), 982 nucleotides. Lineage: Eukaryota; Metazoa; Chordata; Aves; Passeriformes; Estrildidae. The record is from RefSeq and is a predicted model, not a curated record.
ACCUAUGAUGUAUUUUUCAGAAAAUAAUUAUUGCUUGUUGUUGACAUUAUUUCUAAUUCCUAUAGGCUGCAUCUGGAUCUUUCUUCCAGCUUAGCAGGAAUUAAACAGCAUGACCCAAAGAGCAGAAUAUAAUUCAAAACAAGGAAGGAUCUCAUACACAGGUCUAUAGAAUAAACAGAACAUUGGUUACUAUGCUCUGGUUAAUGUGCAAAGACUAACAGGAAACAUUAUAUAAUAUCUACUGUACUGAGCUUUAUUGCAAAAAAAGGACAUUGUGUUUUGCCCUUUUGCUCCUUGUUCUAAAAUUUUUGUUCUUUAGGAUAAUAGUCAAAAAUGCCACAAAUUUUGAAAUGAGAGACACCAAACAAGAUAAAAGUUCUGUCAAUUUCUGUCUGCUUGGGAAUACCAAAAGUUAUUUUUACUUUUUCUGUUGUUUUUACUUGUAGGCUUACUCAGAGUAUGGUUCCUCUCAGCCAUGGCUGCAGUACAGAGUACAGAUACUGGAACUCCCUUUAACCUGGCUGAGCAGUGCAGGCAAAGAAGCAGUAGAGGUGAAAAUCCCUCAGAGCCACCAGGAUGUGACGCCCAAUGAUGAGCAGUAAUUACUGCAGCAACACUUCAGCCAGUAUGAGUGUCAACGAAAUGUCUGCCUUCCCUCUGACUUUAGAACAAAAAACUGGCUUUGCCUUUGUGGGGAUUUUGUGUGUUUUCUUGGGACUUCUAAUUAUCAGAUGCUUCAAAAUCUUGCUAGACCCCUACAGCAGUAUGCCUUCUUCCACGUGGGAAGAUGAAGUUGAGGGGUUGGAUAAAGGAACAUUUGAAUAUGCUCUUGCAUGAAAACUCACAGAAUAUCCUGCCUUAAAUUUGAUGUUGAUUUCAUUUUGGAAACCAACUGUUGUUACAUUUGUUAUACAUACCUGCAUUUUGGAGAUAUGUUGGUGGCAUCCAUUUUGUUAAAUAAAUAUUUGUUGCAAACCCAAAA